UGACGCUGGAGCGACAACUUUGAGCUGGAAAAACGGUUUCUUUUUUUACAUUAUAAUUAGUUCAUGCAAUAACAACUCUGGCAACGCGGAAUAUGACUUUUAUCAUGGUGUGAAACCAGUGGAAUCUACAGCAUUAUAACAUUCAUUGGCGGUCUCAUGCUGUGCGUUCGAUGUAGCAGGGACUGAGGGGUGACGGCAUGGCAGAGGGUGAUGAAUGCUCGGGCGGGGAAUGGAAGGAGAAGUAUAUGGCCCUCGAGACCCUGCUCGUCAAAUUCCGGGGACAGAUGAGUGUGAUCCGGGAGCUCACGGCAGAAAAGAUGCAGCAGUUGGAGGCGCAGGUGUUGGAAGCGGAGCAUCGAGCAUAUGAAGCUAACCAGCAGGUGCAAUGGAUGGAAGAACGUCUAAAGGCAUCAGAUAUCCCAUCAGCAGAUUCAGAGCUGAGGCUGUUCAAACGAUGUCAAAAUCUUCAAGCGGUACUGCAGGAAAAAGGUGAACUCAUCACUGCCCUAGAGCAACAGCUGGAGGAGCAGAAACAGAACCGGAUCCAAGAUGCCAAGACCGUAGAGGAAAAAGCAGCCAAGAUCAAAGAAUGGGUUAUGCGAAAGCUAAAUGAGUUUGAUUUGGAGAAUGCUUCUCUGAGAGAGAUCAACCAGCAACAGGAGUCUGAGAUACAAGACCUGAAAAAACAACUGCAAGCCAUGGAGCAGACUGUGGGUUCAGGUGGCUCAAUCCAGUCCAGUGUGGGUGAGGCCCAGCGGCUCAGCAGCCUGACCUUUGGCUGUUUCCAAAUCACAGGGAAAAGCCCUCAGAUACUGACAGGCCUAGAGCCAUCCCAGAAGAGCAUCAGCACUCUGCUGGAUCAGGACUUUAGGAGACCUUCUACUGAAAGAAAGUCAUACUUGUUUAGAUUACAUGAAGAUUGUGGAAUGAAACAAGACCCAGAAAUCGAGCAUGUUGGCCGUUGCUCUAAGGUGGUGUUAGAGGAUGAGGGUGAGAGUGACACUACAGGUGGCACACUGUCUCGCGGCGUCUCCUCUGUGCUCUCCAGUGCUGCCUCUGAAGGGGACAGUGUUCUUUUUGGAGGUCAGCAUUUUACCCGACCCACUAGUGAGACGUACCUCACCGCCUCUGAUGACAGUAGCUCACUGUUCGAUGACGACAUGCAUUAUGCGGAGUACUCCAAACUUUUCCUGCCCGGUCCCAAGAGCUCUACGAAGAAAGACGGUGAGAAAGAAGACACUGAAGAUGGCUGCUCCAAUGAUCUGAAUAAACGCUUCCAGUCCCAAUGUCUUGAUUCCUCGUCCUCUUCCAGUGAGACAAACACCCCCCUCAGUCCCAUCAUAACACCAGCUCUCACACCAAAGCGGCCCACCCCUUCUCAGGACUCUCAGGACACCCCAGCCUCGCCCAAACAGCCACGUCUACGCAAUCCCAGCACGUUUAACGUUAGUUUGGCAUUGGUCAAGAAGCAUCUAAGCCAGCCUCCACUGUACAGCGAAGCCGCACAUGGGAGAACACGGAACGCCAUCAGCAUGCUGCGUCCUCUUUGGCCUCAGGAAACAGACUUGGACCAGGAGCAGAAGAUGGAGACAGUUGAACGAGAGCAUCCUGAUGUGCCUUUAGAACCACCAGCUGAAGUGCCACCUGAAGAACCUGAUACACUCGAAAUCUCUGCAGCCGUGCAUGGGAGUACACCCCCAACUCCUCCCCUGCACAGGCUGCCCUCUUGGGAGAGCAGAAUCUAUGCUGUGGCAAAAUCUGGAAUUCGUCUAUCAGAGAUGUCAUGCACAGAUGUAGCUAAUAAAGACUCCUCCUACCCAUCAUCAUACCCCGCCCAUAUUCUCUACACAUCCCUCAUCUACAGGAACACCAGUAUGCCUGUCUUCACCACACUCAAAGGGAGGGCCACGUUGUUAAGCAAUAGUCGGUUCUCUGAAGAGUCGUCUAGUUCCGAGGAGGAGGACAGUUCAGAGGAGGGUCAGUCUGGAGAGGAAGACAGCUCUGUGUGCAGCUCUUAUACAUCUGCAUCAGACUCACACAAGAUCAGCAGCCACGGAAGCCCCCGCUCUCUCAAGAGAGCCGUGUCAUUGUCUUCUAUGACAUCUGAGAGUGACUACGCCAUCCCACCUGAUGCUUACUCCACUGAUACUGAGUGCUCUGAACCUGAGAAUAAACUACCAAAGACCUGCUCCUCCAGCACUGACAACGGCAAGAGUGAGUCAAUGGAGAAGUCUGGGUACCUGCUGAAGAUGGUCAAGACUUGGAAGAAAGCAUGGAAGAGGCGCUGGUUCGUUUUGAAGGACGGGGAGCUUUUGUACUACAAGUCACCUAGUGAUGUCAUCCGUAAACCCCAAGGUCAGAUUGAGCUCAAUGCUUGUAGCAGCAUAGCUCGUGGUGAUGGGAAACAAAUGCUUCAGGUGGUGACAGGUAAGAGUGUGUAUAAUCUUAAAGCAGAUUCUCCAAACCUCCUGGAGGAGUGGCUGAGGGUUCUGCAAAGCGUACUGAGAAUCAGAGCUGCUAGUCCGCUCUUUACCAACCCUGACUUAAGGCCCGUCAUGAAAGGACACAUGACAAAGGUGAACCAUGGCUAUUCUAAACAUGUGUGGUGUGCGCUGUUUGGGAAGACGCUAUAUUAUUUCAGAAGUCAAGAGGAUAAGUUUCCUCUGGGUCAAAUCAAAUUAUGGGAAGCUUGUGUGGAGGAAGUUGAUAAGUCAUGUGACUCAGCUGAAGUCUCUGCUCAGUACACACUCUCCAUUCAGCCAGUGAAUCAGGGCCCAACAUACCUGCUCAUCGACUCACCUCAUGAGAAGAUGGCAUGGCUGUAUCAUCUGUGUGUGGCAGCAGGCACUGCAGUGGGGAAGGUGGGCACUGAGUUUGAGCAGCUGGUUGGUAAACUGCUCAGUUUGGAGGGAGAUCCAGGGUCUCAGAUCUGGAGACACUCAACAUUGUGUUACACUAAGGAAGGACUGUCGUCUCCACUCAGCACCCUGCCCUCUCAGGCUCUACAGACUGAAGCCAUAAAGCUCUUUAAGACAUGUCAGCUCUUCAUUAAUGUGGCCACUGACACUCCAGCCAUAGAUUAUCAUGUGACUCUGGCUCAGUGUGCCCUACAAGUGUGUCUCACCCACCCAGAGCUGCAGAAUGAAAUUUACUGUCAGCUUGUAAAACAGACACGCAAGAGACAACCACACGGAAAGCCUGGGCCCCUACAGGGAUGGCAGUUCCUGGCUCUGUGUGUCGGCCUCUUCCUGCCCACACACCCCAUUCUUUGGCUUUUGCAGGUGCAUCUGAAAGGGCACGCAGAUUCAAGGACGGAAGUGGGAAAGUAUGCCAUCUACUGCCAGCGCUCAUUGGAGCGGACGCAGCAGAAAGGGGAUCGGCAAGCUCGUUCAUCACGGAUGGAGAUUCUGUCCAUCUUAUUGAGGAACCCAUAUCAUCACUCUUUGCCUUUCAGCGUGCCCGUGCACUUCCUUAACAACACGUACCAGGUUGUUGGUUUUGAUGCUUCAACCACAGUGGAGGAGUUUCAGAGCCGACUAAACCAGGACACAGGCAUGAGGAAAACUGGUCAGUCUGGUUUCAGCCUUUAUUCUGAUGACCCCACGGGCACAGACCUUGAACACUGUCUGCAGGCAAACCUGAAGAUUUGUGACAUUAUUGCGAAAUGGGAGCAGGCCUCAAAGGAGCAACACACAGGCAAAUCAGAGAAUGCCAGGACGGUCAAACUCACAUAUAAGAACAGGUUAUAUUUUUCCCAGCAGAUGAGGGGAGAGACUGAGAGAGAGCGAUUGCUCUUGGCAUAUCAGACAAAUGAUGAAAUCACAGCAGGUCACUUCCCUGUCAACAAAGAGCUCGCUCUGGAGAUGGCCGCCCUGCUGGCUCAGGUGGAGUUUGGGGACUUUGAGCGUCCAUUCUCUAGUCCAGGUGCUUCAGGAGCUGCACAGACUAAAUCUAAUCAGACCCUGAAACAGGUUCUAGAGCGCUUCUACCCCAAACAUUACAGUCACACCUGCACAGAAGAACACAUGAGGCAGUUAUUACAGAGGCUCUCCACCCGCUGGGCAUCUCUAAGGGGUAGGAGUUCAUCAGAGUGUAUACGAAUCUACCUGACCGUAGCGCGGAAGUGGUCCUUUUUUGGAGCCAAACUGUUUGAGGCUGAGCCUGUAACCUCAUCGCCACAGCAGAACACGCGUGUGUGGCUGGCAGUACAUGAAGAUGGAGUCAGCAUACUGGAGUUCAACUCUGUAAAAGUGCUAGCAUUUCACGCUCAUAAAAACAUUGUGAAAUUUGGGGCUUGUGGACGGAAUUUCGUGCUGGCAGUAGUUCUGGGUUCUGGCACCAAGACGUCCAAAGAUGAGGCCACUGAGAAGCAUCUCUUUGCCAUGGCACCACCUAAGGUUCGAGACUUGGCAUUGCUCAUAGCCAGUUACAUUAACAGCACCCAACAGCAAAAAGCAGCAGCCCACCACCUGUCCGCCCCAGCCCUGCUGCUGGCCCAGUCUGGAGAGCUGACGAGCAAGGAGUCCAGGAGCAAGUCUCCACCAGCUGCCUGCAGACCCAGCAAAGCACCCACCCUCCUGUAAUACAUCUAUUAGUGGAUUGUUUGUGUGCUAGUGGCUGGACUACAGAUAUUGAAGGAUUGUGCUGUGGCUUCCUGUUAGGGCCAAGGGUGACAUGGACAGUUGUUCUUAACACAAAAAUUGGGAGAAUCUCAAAAAAGCCUGUCCAGGUUACAUAUCACCCCAAAAUCAAAUAUCAUAUUUUGCAUAAACAAUUUAAGCUUGAUUUUAAAACCUCUAAAGGAUUGUUCCGGGUUCAGUACAAGUUAAGCUCAUAAUUCGUCAGCAUUUGUGGCAUAAUGUUGAUUAACACAAAAAAAAUAAUUUUGAAUCAUCCUUCGUUUAUUUAAAAAAAAGCAAAAAUCAUGGUAACAGUAAGGUGCUUACAAUGGAAGUGAAUGAGGCCAGUUCAUAAAGUAUUACCAGUUUCAAAAGUACAUUCACAAGACAUAAACAUUAUUUGUUGUAAUAUUAUUUUAGUGUGAUUUAAAAAAAAUAAAAUAAAAAAAAUUGUAUCCUAUAUUACAACUUUGUUGCCACGAUGACGCACCAUCAGGAAACUGUAAGUGGUUUCAUCACUCUGAAAUCAUGUUAACAUGUACAGUAUAUUGUUUACGUAUUAUGAAUAUACUUUUGAAACAGUGUGUAUUUUAGUGUUUAUGAAUUGGCCUCUGCCUUACUGUAACCCAGAUUUAUUUGAUUUUUUUUAAAUAAACAUGGAACGAGUCAAAAUUAUUUUCUGUGGUAAUCAGCAUUAUGCCAAAAAUGCUGUUGAGCUGAGCUUAACUUGUAUUGAACCCGAACAUUGCUUUGAGUUUUUGCACAUUAUUUUUCUGACAACUAAAUCACAAAAUUACUGUAAUACAUUUUUAGAUCAGUAUAAUUUAAAGGCCAAACAAUAAAUGCAACCAUGAUGUAUAAAUACUUUACCAUUUAAAUAAUAUAUCAUUGUUUUUUUUUAUUUUUUUUUUAUUGUAGUGAUAAUGUCAAAAUGCAAAAGCGAUAAUGGUCAUAAAAUAGACUUUGUUUUCUUUAACAAAACAUAGUUUCUUAUUUCUUUUUAUUGGAUUUAUUAUGAUGUUUUUGACAGCUUUUGUGAGAUUCACCCAAAUACACUUUGCCAAGUUAAUAUGGUACGUUAAUAUUUCUAUUUAAAGUUCAAUGUUAUGAGACUGAAAGUUUUGGUUCUCAGGCUCUAUGUAAGAACCUAAGCAAUCUCAUUUCAAAAAAGACACAAAUACAUUUUCUUUUUUUUUUUUUAAUCACCAGUACACUUGUAGCAACGAUCAUAGAAUGAGCAAUACCAUAGUUAUUUAACCUCCCACAAAGAAUUCUCCCCAAACAUUUAUGUUUAAGCAUGUUUAAGCAUGUACAGAGAGAAUGAAAGGAUUGUGAUAUAGGAAGUGCAUUGCAAAGACAGAAUGUGUGGGUUUUUGUGGGGGAAAAAAGCAAGCAUGGAGUCUAGUGAUGGUUUUAAGGUUCUUAUGCGAUGGCUGGGAGAUUUCAAGGGAUAAUAAAUACUGGAUAGGCCAUAUAACAUUCAUAAAUACAUUUAAAUUGGGGUUAUCGAUUUAACAUGUUAAUUCAGUGCAAUUAAGCAUAUGAAAAAUAAUAUGUUAAAAAACGUAUCAUGCCCCUGAACUGUACGUUAAUUCUGUAAUAAGAAUGUUUCUACCAUCAAAGCCAUUUAAGCUUGAUGUACCACCUUGAUGUCGCAGCAGGGGGUAGUCAGCACUACAGCUGUACAUGGUACUCGUCAAACCAACACGAGCAUCAGGCAGCAUACAGUCUUUGACAGACACGCUUUUACGCUUAAAGUCAGAUGGACUGAGCUUACAGAAUGUGUUUUUUAACAUUUCAAACUACAUAUAACUUGGCAUAGCAUUCUAAAAACAGCGCUUACGACUAGAGAUGGUGAAAACUAGUGAAGCACGAUGCAACCAAAGUAAAACAUGAGUACAUAGACCAAUAAAAAUAGCUUAAAGAGAAGUAGGCCAAUAAAAGGGUUAAGUUUAAUGAAAUGGAAAUAAAACAAACAAUAUAUGAAUAUGAUGUAAUGUAUUUGAAUUAUCUGAAUUAUAAUUAUUAUAUAUUCAUAAUGAUUUUUUUAUAUUUUAUAUUUAUAUUAUUAUAUACUAAAUUAUCUUGAUUUGGGGGCUUUUCUCAGUAAAUAUUAAUACAUGCAAUUAAUUUUAUGUAAUUUAUUUGAUUAAAAAUUUUUACACUGA
Messenger RNA from Myxocyprinus asiaticus (Chinese sucker), 6787 nucleotides. It is a transcript of the gene plekhh2, whose product is annotated as pleckstrin homology domain containing, family H (with MyTH4 domain) member 2. Bases 198 to 4583 code for a protein of 1461 amino acids. Gene Ontology annotation, molecular function: actin binding. Gene Ontology annotation, biological process: negative regulation of actin filament depolymerization. Gene Ontology annotation, cellular component: cytoskeleton; cytoplasm. Lineage: Eukaryota; Metazoa; Chordata; Actinopteri; Cypriniformes; Catostomidae. The transcript has 31 exons. The record is from RefSeq and is a predicted model, not a curated record.